CGGAGAUAAAAUACCAAGAUGCCGUGCUCCGCAGUGACGUUGUCUCUUGCCACCAUAACCGGUAUAAUCGCCACUGCUCUGCUGGCGAUCGCCUUCUCCACGGACAACUGGCUCUACACCGAGGUCAAGCGCGCUCAGAUCCAGCAAUACGCGAGCAAGCAUGCCGAGCAAAGCCAUUUGGUGGAACAAAUGAAUAUGAAAUAUUAUUAUUUCACGAGGACUCAAGGUCUAUUUAGGAUAUGUUAUCCUAAAGAGAGACCACCAACGGUCGAAACUUAUCUGAGCCCCGUGGAGACACAUUGCAUGAAUAUUGAUUAUUUCAUUCCGGAUGAAGAAAAUCAAACUAGAGGCUUCUCUGACGAUGCCAUGACACGAUUACAUAUGGGGAGAUCCGUGAUAGCUCUAUUCAUGGUCGCCUUUCUUGCGAUAUUUUCGGCAUUCUGGACAGGAGUAGUGGGCUGCUGGAGAAGAUCAGCAGGGAACAUCACGGCUACAGCAAUUCUGAUGUUAUUCGCCUGUCUACUAAGUGCUGGCGGUAUGGGCCUCUGGCAUGGCGUCGAGUAUUAUGAAAAAGAAAAAAUCGUCGGAGAAGAAUAUUAUCAGCAAUGGAGUAACGUUUUAAGGGACAAUACGGCGCAAUGGUACGACUGGUCGUUUUACCUCGCCUGGCUGGGGGUAGCUACGUGUCUGGGCACAAUGACGCUAUUCCUGAUCGCAGCAUCCUGCCUGAGAAGGGAGCGUGCUCGCGAGCAGGCCCAGAACGUUCAGUACAUCAUGCCAGUGUACCCGCAGAAACAGCAGUACGCGUAUGCCGGAUAUCCGGCACCGGCAGCGUAUCCAGGACCGUAUUAUCACGGUUCCCAAUACGGGCCCUACAAUUACUGAAGGAACUCGGCCGAUCGGCAUCGAUGGAAAGAAAGUAUCCCGAGCACACCAGUGCUCGUCGCUAACAUCGAAAAUUCGCAUCACUUAGCAGAACGAGGACCAAAAAUAUUCAACACGAAAUCCGAGAGGCUCGUCAAAGUCGAUCCGUGAUCGCGCUCCGUGAUACAAAGGAUCUAUCGAUCCGAAGCGAUCGCGUCGAUCUCGAACUCGUAAAUUUAAUUUCAAUUUAAAAUUCGUGGCUUCGGAUAUUACGCGAGAUGUAAAAACGCCACGAGAUCCCCAAAAUAUAAAGCUCUUUUCUUCCUGCGAUAGACCGAUCGUUUGACUCCAUCCGACCAGAAGCAAAAACUCUAGGCAAUACGAAAAUCCGAAAGAUGUCCGAGAGAAGUGCAAAAGGAAUCCGAAAAGGAUUCCCUUUGGACCUUUUUACCACAUCUUUUGGACAUUCGCGUUGUUCGGGAAGCUCGACUUGCGCGAGACGGUUGCUCAAAAUACGCGUACUUACACUUUAGAAGCGAGAUUACUUUGUAUUUUUCCAGUUCGAUAAGUAAGAUAUCGAUCAUCUCUCACGCAUCUUUCCCGUAUGUGCUUAUCGCAAGGGAGAUAUGCAUUCCCAUCGUACAUCGUUUCCAUCGGACUUCGAUCGGUUUCACCGAGCUUUCUCGCAUUCUCAUUAACGAGCGUUACACGGGUGAUUCAUUCAUCACGGUAACGGUUCCCGGCAAAAAGAGAAGGUCUGACGGAAAAUGCAGUCGGGCGAUCACCAGAUUUAAUAGACGCUACUCGCCUCGAUGAAACUCGGUAAAAACAGUCACGAGUCUUGUAAUUGAUUCAAUCGACCAUACGUUGAUUGAAUUUAGAUCUGAGAAGCUUGGCUCGCGUUGACGGGCGUCGCGCGUUUACUAUUAUUUAUUUAACGCGAUCGAAACUCAAGUUUCUCUUUCGAGAAGAGGACUGCCGAGUUGCGCGAGCAAAGUGGAAAACGACACAAAUACGACAUCACGUUCAUUAACGCUCUCAUCUCCUUGGUAGUACCAAAUAUUAAAUAAAUAUCCUUACUCUAAAAACAAAUAUCGCAAUUUCGUGAGAAUAUUUGUAUGCACCGUGAACUUGGUUUUAACACUUUCGAGUGCAACGGAACAACAGAUUUAAGUUGAAAGUAUUGAGAUACGCAAUUAAAAUAUAAGUGAUUUGAAGGAAAAUCACUUAUAUUCUAAUUGCGUAUAUUUUGUUAUUUCCUUGCGUCACUUUAUAUUAAUCGUACUUCCAAUAAAAUCUAUCGUUCCACCGUUGAUGUGCGUGCACGAUGCAAGACUUGAUUUAAUUAAAUUAAAAAUUUUCAGUUUGAAAAUGUCAAAACUACUUUCUCAGGCGUGUACAAUCUACGUAACGUAAAAUGUAAACGUUUAUGUAAUAUAUGGUGCUACUAGGAUCGUUACGCGGUAACAAUUUGCGAAGUUCGUCUUAUACGUAGCUCUUUGAUAAUGUUGAUUUUUGUAAGGUUCAUUACAUCGAUAUUUCUAUGUAAGAUGUUAGGAAGUAAAGAAAAAUAUUUCAAUUAUUUUAUAUAUAUAUUUUUUAGCAAAUAAACUAAAUUAGAAUUGCUCUCUUUUCCUAUCUUUUUCUUUCUCUCUCUUCAUAGAUUUCAUUUCCAUGCAAAUAGAUUGCUUCACACACACACACACACACACACAUACAUACAUACGCACAAAACAAACACACUCUACUUUCUCUUUUAAUUUAUCUCUCGUCAUAGUUUAUUUUUUAUUAGCUCCUUAUAAGUGAGCAAACAGCAAUAUUUUGUAAAAGAGAAUAUAAAUU
Mycetomoellerius zeteki is the source of this 2706-nucleotide messenger RNA. RefSeq lists its product as uncharacterized. Bases 19 to 885 code for a protein of 288 amino acids. The transcript has 7 exons. The record is from RefSeq and is a predicted model, not a curated record. NCBI's taxonomy places the organism in Eukaryota, Metazoa, Arthropoda, Insecta, Hymenoptera, Formicidae. Gene Ontology annotation, cellular component: membrane.